Polistes canadensis is the source of this 1379-nucleotide messenger RNA. Its product is annotated as mannose-P-dolichol utilization defect 1 protein homolog. The record is from RefSeq and is a predicted model, not a curated record. Lineage: Eukaryota; Metazoa; Arthropoda; Insecta; Hymenoptera; Vespidae. Gene Ontology annotation, biological process: oligosaccharide biosynthetic process. The transcript is spliced from 5 exons. Bases 520 to 1263 code for a protein of 247 amino acids.
CUGUCGAUAGUAGAACUUAUUUGAACAAAGUACGCUCAAAAUAGAUAGAAGCAUGAUAUGAUCGAUUAUCGAGAAAUGCGAUAGAUUUGAAAUCUCGCGCUUUUUAAAGGCAACGAAAUGCGCAUGCUCUUUUCGGUCGGUAAAAAAGUAACCCGAUCGGUAAGACGAUAAUGUCAAUGUCAAAGUACUGGUUCACAGCACAGUAGUUUAGAAGUGAAGACAUAAACUUUGUAUCGGAAUAGAGGAAUGAUUCUCCCACUACUGGGGACGAAAAUAAUAAUCUUUAAGAGUCUACUUUAUACUUUAAAUAGUUGAACGAUUCAAUCCUUUAUAUCAUUCGAAUACCGGUAGUGUCACUUAGUUUAAAUAUAUUAAUACAAAUUAGAAAUAAACAUAUGUAUUAAAUUAAACGAUAUAAAUUUGGUUGAGUGAUUUAUGUGAAGAGUGUAAAUAAUAAGAUAGAAUUGUACUUAAUUUAUAUUAUAUCAAUAUAAUUAUAUAUAUAUAUAUUCUGACAGCAUGGCUACUGUAAUAAAAAAUUUAUCAUUAUACUUUUUUACGAAAAAAUGUAUGAAAAUAUAUUUCGAGAAUAUGGAUUUUUUACAUGCUGAAUGUUUCAAAGCAACACUGAGUAAAAUUUUAGGACUUGGUAUCAUCGCUGGAUCAUUAUUGGUAAAAGUGCCACAAAUUGUAAAGAUUUUAAAAAAUAAAGAUAGCAAGGGUAUCAAUAUUUAUAGCGUAUUGAUGGAUUUAUUUGCUAUCACUGCUAUGACAUCUUAUAGUUUUGUAAACGGUUUUCCUUUUAGUUCCUGGGGAGAUGGAGUGUCAUUAGGUAUACAGACAUUGAUAAUUGCAAUAUUGGUUUUCCAUUUUAAUGGGGAUUCUGCGAAAGCAACAGCUUUUUUAGCAGGUUAUAUAGCUAUACUUACUGCUGUUGUAAGCGGUUUAGCACCAAUUAAUUUACUUUGGACCUGUCAAGCAAUGAAUAUACCUAUUGUUCUUAUUAGCAAGUUUAUACAAGCUUAUACAAAUUAUUCUAAUGGAAGCACUGGUCAGUUAUCAGCAGUAACAGGCUUUAUGCUUUUCUUUGGUUCAUUAGCAAGAAUAUUUACUUCCAUUCAAGAAACUGGAGAUAUGACUAUGAUAGUUAUGUACUCCUGUUCGACUAGUGCAAAUGCCAUUAUAGCAGCACAAAUUCUUUAUUAUUGGAAUGUUGAUACUGUAGCUUCUAAGAAAAAAGAUAAAGCUAAGAAAAAGGCCUAAAAGAAAGUUAUCAAUAAAAUAUUAUAUAAGAUUUAAUAGUGAUGGAAGUAUGUUAUAUUUUAUAUACAUUUGUAUACAUUUUUCUGCUACUUAUUCAUUAUAUUAUUCAGAACAUU